Messenger RNA from Bactrocera oleae (olive fruit fly), 814 nucleotides. The record is from RefSeq and is a predicted model, not a curated record. NCBI's taxonomy places the organism in Eukaryota, Metazoa, Arthropoda, Insecta, Diptera, Tephritidae.
UGGAUACUUGGAAAUGAAGCCUUUGAAUCAAGAAAUAUGUUCCAUGCAUAAGACUUCCCUGUCACAUUCAAACGAAACCUUUUCCGACACAACAAAAGCAAGUGACAUUACAUCUACAUCACGCGUAAAAAGAAAGGAAGUACAAAUAUAUUCCUACGGAAACUAUCUAUUUGAGGAAAAACUCACAAACAGUAAACAAAAUCAGUUGUGUAUGCCUACUAAAGAACUUGAUUUUGUAUUACAUGAAGAAAAUCGAAAUCACCAUUUGGAAGAAGUAAAACUUGAUAGUACUUCGAACUCUGAGGAAAUUACUUAUCUUUCGUGCAUAUAUUCCCAACUUUCAGUUCAACCAACUUCAAAAACAAUUAAUGAAACCGAAACUAAAAAAAGUAUUUCUAUGAUUGAUACUGAGAAAAUUAUUAAAACUACGAAAAACAUAUUCCAUGAGGAAUAUAGUACGAAAUGUUCUUUGCUAGACAACAUACAAGGUAAAAAUUACAGCUCUAAAGAAGCAGAAUCCUGUACUUACAGAGAGCGAAAAUUGCCAUUAGCAGGAAUAAAUGAGAAAUAUUCUGUUUCAUCAAACGUGCCUUCCUUGCCAUUAGCACCAUUGACCAACGCCAACAAACUUUCAUCAGUCGCUCGAUUCAAAGAUUCUCCUACAUUUUUGAACAUCAUAGAUAAUAGAGAAAGCGAUUAUGGGCUUCCAAACUGUAUAAACGAAAAUAAAACACCGCAUAUUACCACGCCUACAUCUUCAACUGCUUGCUCCAACGAAAAUUAUAUUUUUUGCUUAAUAUUUGAAUGUAAAUAA